CGUUUUCCUCCAGGUCAGCCUCCCCUGGGGCCUUGCAGAACCGGUUUCUGCGUCCCCGGGGCGUCUGUGGGAAGGGUGGCGGUCGGUGCCUGCAGGGCUCUCCGUGGCCGCUCGGGAGAGGUGCUCUUCGCGCAGGCUCGCUCGGAGACUUGAGGGGGUGCUCGCUGGCGUGCAUGGGGCCUGUUCUGUCCUUGCUUUGGGGAUGCUCCUAAGCGGGGAGAAAGGGAUACCGCGGAUGCUUGGAGGUCGAGGGAGGGAUACCUAAGUGCGCAAAGGCCACUCUUUAGGGCAGGGGAAGGGCUCGCUAGAACAAGCUUUAACUGGUUGGGUGUAAGCAGUUUUGGGCUAGUCUAAACCAAACAGCCGAGAAUCAACGCGGAGUUCCUGCAGGUUGAGAGAGUACCUGGCUGAGAAUGUCCAGUAGUGAUGGAUUGCCUCGUAGGCCCCAGAGCAAUUGGGGAAGUUAGCAUUCUUGUUCAAGAAGCUGCUGGGUCACUUAGAGCUAUGAGAGAAUGUUGUGAGUUUGGGAUUUUCUUUCAUACGUUCAGGAUUGAGGUUAGGGCUGGUGGUGAGGAUCAUGUAAAGAGGUUUGAGUGGCUGCCUUAGGUCCCGGUGUGGGAAGCUUAUUCUUUUGGUGUCAUCACGUGUCCAUGGGAAUUAUUUAGAAUGUGGUCUGCCCUCAUGAGAGGAAAGGAGCUGUGAAGCCAUUGCAGUUCUUCCUCCCUAUGUGGAAAAUCGAAUUUCUGGAAACAUCCUCUAUGUUGGAGAUUUUGCCUACGUAAAGGCUAUCCUUAUUGGCUAGCGGCACUAAUUACUUUAAAAGUAGGAUGGAAGUACAGUAUCUGAAGCAUCACUGGGUUUUGAGCUCACUUCUGUGGAAAAGAAUUUAAGGGAGUGGUCUAGACUUUCCAGGGAAGUUAUUGUCUGGCUGUGUCCCUCUAGUCCUAAUUUUAUACUUAACUUUCCCCCACCUCCUUCAGCCUCAUCUGUUUCAAUGGUGCAACUCUCUUCAUCCCCUUUUGGUUACCAGUCACCUUCAGGCCAUUCAGAGGAGGAAAGAGAAGGGAAUAUGAAGUCAGCCAAGCCCCAAGUGAACCACACUCAGCAUGGGGAAAGCCAGCGGGCCUUGAGCCCCCUGCAGUCUACUCUGAGUUCUGCUGCAUCUCCUUCCCAAGCAUAUGAGACCUAUAUUGAAAAUGGACUCAUAUGCCUUAAACACAAAAUUAGAAACAUCGAGAAAAAGAAGCUCAAACUGGAAGAUUAUAAGGAUCGCCUGAAAAGUGGAGAGCAACUUAAUCCAGACCAGUUGGAAGCAGUAGAGAAAUAUGAAGAAGUGCUACAUAAUUUGGAAUUUGCCAAGGAGCUUCAGAAAACCUUUUCUGGGUUGAGCCUGGAUCUACUAAAAGCGCAGAAGAAGGCCCAGAGAAGGGAGCACAUGCUAAAACUUGAGGCUGAGAAGAAAAAGCUUCGAACUAUACUUCAAGUUCAGUAUGUAUUGCAGAACUUGACACAGGAACACGUACAAAAAGACUUUAAAGGGGGUUUGAAUGGUGCAGUGUAUUUGCCUUCAAAAGAACUUGACUACCUCAUUAAGUUUUCAAAACUGACCUGCCCUGAAAGAAAUGAAAGUCUGAGUGUUGAAGACCAGAUGGAGCAGUCAUCCUUGUACUUUUGGGACCUUUUGGAAGGUAGUGAGAAAGCAGUGGUAGGAACGACAUACAAACACUUGAAAGAUCUACUGUCUAAAUUGCUGAACUCAGGCUAUUUUGAAAGUAUCCCAGUUCCCAAAAAUGCCAAGGAAAAGGAAGUACCACUGGAGGAUGAAAUGCUAAUACAAUCAGAGAAAAAAACACAAUUGUCGAAGACUGAAUCUGUCAAAGAGUCAGAGUCUCUAAUGGAAUUUGCCCAGCCAGAGAUACAACCACAAGAGUUUCUUAACAGACGCUAUAUGACAGAAGUAGAUUAUUCAAACAAACAAGGUGAAGAGCAACCUUGGGAAGCAGAUUAUGCUAGAAAACCAAAUCUCCCAAAACGUUGGGAUAUGCUUACUGAACCAGAUGGUCAAGAGAAGAAACAGGAAUCCUUUAAGUCCUGGGAGUCUCCUGGUAAGCACCAGGAGGUAUCCAAGCCUGCAGUUUCCUUAGAACAGAGGAAACAAGACACCUCAAAACUCAGGUCUACUCUGCCAGAAGAGCAGAAGAAGCAGGAGAUCUCCAAAUCCAAGCCAUCUCCUAGCCAGUGGAAGCAAGAAACACCUAAAUCCAAAGCAGGAUAUGUUCAAGAGGAACAAAAGAAGCAGGAGACACCAAAGCUGUGGCCAGCUCAGCUGCAGAAAGAACAAGAUCCAAAGAAGCAAACUCCAAAGUCUUGGACACCUUCCGUGCAGAGUGAACAGAACACCACCAAGUCAUGGACCACUCCCAUGUGUGAAGAACAGGAUUCAAAACAGCCAGAGACUCCAAAAUCCUGGGAAAACAAUGUUGAGAGUCAGAAACACUCUUUAACAUCACAGUCACAGAUUUCUCCAAAGUCCUGGGGAGUAGCUACAGCAAGCCUCAUACCAAAUGACCAGCUCCUGCCCAGGAAAUUUAACACAGAACCCAAAGAUGUGCCUAAGCCUAUGCAUCAGCCUGUAGGUUCUUCCUCUACCCUUCCGAAGGAUCCAGUAUUGAGGAAAGAAAAACUGCAGGAUCUGAUGACCCAGAUUCAAGGAACUUGUAACUUUAUGCAAGAGUCUGUUCUGGACUUUGACAAACCUUCAAGUGCAAUUCCAUCGUCACAACCGCCUUCAGCUACUCCAGGUAGCCCCGUAGCAUCUAAAGAACAAAAUCUGUCCAGUCAAAGUGAUUUUCUUCAAGAGCCAUUACAGGCUGCUUCUCCAGUUACUUGUAGCUCAAAUGCUUGCUUGGUUACUACCGAUCAGGCUUCUUCUGGAUCUGAAACAGAGUUUAUGACCUCAGAGACUCCUGAGGCAGCAAUUCCCCCAGGCAAGCAACCGUCUUCACUAGCUUCUCCAAAUCCUCCCAUGGCAAAGGGCUCUGAACAGGGCCUCCAGUCACCUCCAGCAAGUAGUAGUUCAGUAACCAUUAACACAGCACCCUUUCAAGCCAUGCAGACAGUAUUUAAUGUUAAUGCACCUCUGCCUCCACGGAAAGAACAAGAAAUAAAAGAAUCCUCUUAUUCACCUGGCUACAAUCAAAGUUUUACCACAGCAAGUACACAAACACCACCCCAGUGCCAACUGCCAUCUAUACAUGUAGAACAAACUGUCCAUUCUCAAGAGACUGCAGCAAAUUAUCAUCCUGAUGGAACUAUUCAAGUAAGCAAUGGUAGCCUUGCCUUUUACCCAGCACAGACGAAUGUAUUUCCCAGACCUACUCAGCCAUUUGUCAAUAGCCGGGGAUCUGUUAGAGGAUGUACUCGUGGUGGGAGAUUAAUAACCAAUUCCUAUCGGUCCCCUGGUGGUUAUAAAGGUUUUGAUACUUAUAGAGGACUCCCUUCAAUUUCCAAUGGAAAUUAUAGCCAGCUGCAGUUCCAAGCUAGAGAGUAUUCUGGAUCACCUUAUUCCCAAAGGUGUUUGGAAACAUCUGAGCCUCUUUGGUUGCUGGGGAAGGCCAGGAUAAUUUCCAGCAGUGUUAUAAGCGAGGAGGGACAUCUGGUGGUCCACGAGCAAAUUCCAGAGCUAACUGCUUCAUUAUGAGAAACUCACUGUUGCUAAUAAAACAGCAGGGUGGAGUGAUUCUUCUCAGGUGAGCAGCCCAGAAAGAGACAACGAAACCUUUAACAGUGGUGACUCUGGACAAGGCGACUCCCGUAGCAUGACCCCUGUGGAUGUGCCAGUGACAAAUCCAGCAGCCACCAUACUGCCAGUACACGUCUACCCCCUGCCUCAGCAGAUGCGAGUUGCCUUCUCAGCAGCCAGAACCUCUAAUCUGGCCCCUGGAACUUUAGACCAACCUAUUGUGUUUGAUCUUCUUCUGAACAACUUAGGAGAAACUUUUGAUCUUCAGCUUGGUAGAUUUAAUUGCCCAGUGAAUGGCACUUAUGUUUUCAUUUUUCACAUGCUAAAGCUGGCAGUGAAUGUGCCACUGUAUGUCAACCUCAUGAAGAAUGAAGAGGUCUUGGUAUCAGCCUAUGCCAAUGAUGGUGCUCCAGACCAUGAAACUGCUAGCAAUCAUGCAAUUCUUCAGCUGUUCCAGGGAGACCAGAUAUGGUUACGUCUGCACAGGGGAGCAAUUUAUGGAAGUAGCUGGAAAUAUUCUACGUUUUCAGGCUAUCUUCUUUAUCAAGAUUGAAAGUCAGUACAGUAUUGACAGUAAAAGGAUGGUGUUCUAAUUAGUGGGAUUGAAGGAAAAGUAGUCCUUGCCUUCAUGACUGAUUGGUUUAGGAAAAUGUUUUUGUUCCUAGAGGAAGGAGGAGGUCCUUACUUUUUUGUUUUCCUUCCUAAGGUGAAAAAUCAAGCUGAAUGACAAUUAGCACUAAUCUGGCACUUUAUAAAUUGUGAUGUAGCCUCGCUAGUCAAGCUGUGAAUGUAUAUUGUUUGCACUUAAUCCUUAACUGUAUUAACGUUCAGCUUACUAAACUGACUGCCUCAAGUCCAGGCAAGUUACAAUGCCUUGUUGUGCCUCAAUAAAAAAAAGUUACAUGCA
Rhinopithecus roxellana (golden snub-nosed monkey) is the source of this 4649-nucleotide messenger RNA. It is a transcript of the gene CAPRIN2, whose product is annotated as caprin family member 2. Bases 995 to 3700 code for a protein of 901 amino acids. Gene Ontology annotation, biological process: positive regulation of canonical Wnt signaling pathway. NCBI's taxonomy places the organism in Eukaryota, Metazoa, Chordata, Mammalia, Primates, Cercopithecidae. Gene Ontology annotation, molecular function: signaling receptor binding. The record is from RefSeq and is a predicted model, not a curated record. Gene Ontology annotation, cellular component: cytoplasm. The transcript has 19 exons.